CUUCCGUCGGCCCCACCCUUUCCGGAGCAUCAACUCCACAGCAGAGUGGCGAAGAGACGAGGGAGAUCAGCAAGGGCAUCGUUUCGGGUGCCGCAGGUUGGUUUUCACGCAUCUUGACCAACGCGGUAUGUCCUUUCCGCAUUUCCGAGUUUCCGUAGAAACAACCUAUGAUAGAUCUCGACGGCGUCGAAAGUGCGGGGAAUCACUUUCCGAGGUGGGGAUAAAGCGAGUCGGAGGGGGAGCCAGGUGAGUCAACAAUCAACGAGUUGUUGUUUCCCAGAAACAAUUAUCGAUACAUAUCUCCUUGUUCCCGUAACCAGAACCGACCUCCAAACACACAAGGCACAAUAAAUUGGAGCAAGAUUUGUGACAACGGCACGACAGAUCAAGAUGGAAUACACGAGACUUGGAGAGAGUGGCCUCAAGAUCUCCAAGAUCAUCAUGGGGUGCAUGGUCUUUGGCAACUCCAAGUGGGAGGGGUCCCCCUGGACCCUGGACGAGGAGGAAGGUCUCCAGCUGCUCAAGAAGGCUUAUGAUCUCGGCAUAAACACAUGGGACACGGCCGACUUUUACUCGAAUGGAGCGUCCGAGGUCAUUGUUGGCAAGGCCCUCAAGAAAUACAACAUAUCUCGGAAUAAGGUCACAAUUCUUAGCAAGGUUUACUUUCCUAUCACUGAAGGAGAAGGCAUCCGGGUCGCUCCUAUCAAUGACGGAGCGAUAGUGAAUCAGAUGGGCCUCUCGAGGAAGCACAUCUUUGAUGCUGUCGAUGGGUGCCUUCGACGCCUCGAUAUGGAUUACAUUGACGUUCUCCAGAUCCAUCGCCUAGACCGAGACACGCCACCCGAGGAGAUUAUGAAAGCUCUGCACGACGUGGUUAUGUCUGGCAAAGUGCGAUACAUCGGAGCCAGCUCCAUGUGGACAUGGGAGUUUGCCCAGCUGCAGCACAUUGCAGAGCUGAAAGGGUGGACCAAGUUCAUCUCCAUGCAGAACUUCUACAACCUGGUCUAUCGAGAGGAAGAGCGGGAGAUGAUUCCCUUUUGCAAGGCGACGGGGGUCGGCAUCAUCCCAUGGUCGCCAAUGGCUCGGGGAUUGCUCACCCGACCCUGGGGCACGGCCGAGAGCGAGCGCGCGCGCGGAGACAAGUACAGCGCCGUGUGGAACGUAGGAGCCAGCAGCGAGGUUGUCGGCCGAGUCGAGCAGCUGGCCAAGAAGAAGGGUGUCAGCAUGGCCGUGCUGGCCACAGCGUGGGUGCUGCACAAGGGCUGCUCCCCGAUCCUAGGCCUGAACAAGCCCGAGAGAAUCGAAGAGGCGGUUGGCGCGCUGCAGGUUCGGUUCGCCGAGGACGAAGUCAAGUUUCUCGAGGAGGAGUACAAGCCGCGCGCUGUGCAGGGCCAUUAAUCCGCAAUCCCACAAUCCCACAUCACAUCGCCAUCCCCGGGAUGUCUCCGGGACGUUUCCGGGACGUUUCUGGGACAUCUGACGAUUACUUUCAAAUAGCAAAUUUAGCCACGGCAAAGUAAUGCAUGCCUACACCG
This is a messenger RNA of Ilyonectria robusta, 1535 nucleotides long. RefSeq names its product NADP-dependent oxidoreductase domain-containing protein. The transcript has 4 exons. Lineage: Eukaryota; Fungi; Ascomycota; Sordariomycetes; Hypocreales; Nectriaceae. The record is from RefSeq and is a predicted model, not a curated record. Bases 391 to 1398 code for a protein of 335 amino acids.